Molecule: messenger RNA, 2794 nt
Organism: Symphalangus syndactylus (siamang)
Lineage: Eukaryota; Metazoa; Chordata; Mammalia; Primates; Hylobatidae
Gene: YIPF4
Product: Yip1 domain family member 4
Biological process (GO): vesicle fusion with Golgi apparatus; endoplasmic reticulum to Golgi vesicle-mediated transport
Cellular component (GO): trans-Golgi network; membrane
Source: RefSeq, a predicted model, not a curated record
GGGAGAGCACAUUACAAAGAGCCAAUCCCAGCGCCGCUGUCACUGUUAUGGUCCUGUCAGGGCGCCGGCGUCGUGGUGCUUGGGUGGUAGCCACCAAGAGGACUUAGGUGGGGCGGUCUCGCAGCAGCUCAGCGGCCCGCUGUGCCCGUCUCCGGCCUCGCUCCCAGCUUGCACGUCGAGACUCGUAGGCCGCACCGUCGGGCGAGCGUGCAGGUCGGCGCCGCGGCCGCCUCGGGGUCUGGGCCCAGCCGCAGCCUCUUCUACCGCGGCCGGCUGGGAGGCGCCGCGAGAUGCAGCCUCCGGGCCCGCCCCCGGCCUAUGCCCCCACUAACGGGGACUUCACCUUUGUCUCUUCAGCAGACGCGGAAGAUCUCAGUGGUUCAAUAGCAUCACCAGAUGUCAAAUUAAAUCUUGGUGGAGAUUUUAUCAAAGAAUCUACAGCUACUACAUUUCUGAGACAAAGAGGGUAUGGCUGGCUUCUGGAAGUUGAAGAUGAUGAUCCUGAAGAUAACAAGCCACUCUUGGAAGAAUUGGACAUCGAUCUAAAGGAUAUUUACUACAAAAUCCGAUGUGUUUUGAUGCCAAUGCCAUCACUUGGUUUUAAUAGACAAGUGGUGAGAGACAAUCCUGACUUUUGGGGUCCUCUGGCUGUUGUUCUUUUCUUUUCCAUGAUAUCAUUAUAUGGACAGUUUAGGGUGGUCUCAUGGAUUAUAACCAUUUGGAUAUUUGGUUCACUAACAAUUUUCUUACUGGCCAGAGUUCUUGGUGGAGAAGUUGCAUAUGGCCAAGUCCUUGGAGUUAUAGGAUAUUCAUUACUUCCUCUCAUUGUAAUAGCCCCUAUACUUUUGGUGGUUGGAUCAUUUGAAGUGGUGUCUACACUUAUAAAACUGUUUGGUGUGUUUUGGGCUGCCUACAGUGCUGCUUCAUUGUUAGUGGGUGAAGAAUUCAAGACCAAAAAGCCUCUUCUGAUUUAUCCAAUCUUUUUAUUAUACAUUUAUUUUUUGUCAUUAUAUACUGGUGUGUGAUCCAAGUUAUACGUGAAUAGAAAAAGAUGGUGUUACAUUUGUGUGUAGGCUGGGAAUUCUUGCUGAAGGAAUUGGAGAAAACCUGUUGCUGGCAAAAUUUUACAUGUUCCAGAUGGAAAGGGAAGUUUAAGCGCUUUUUAAAACAAUUUUUUUUUUGUAUUCAAUUAAGCAAUUGCAGUUAUCUGGAUUUUUGGGUCAGAAUUUUAAAUUCUGUUUGAUUCUCCAUAUUCCAGUGAAUAAAAUACAAAAGCAUGGUGUUUUUAAGAUUGUGUUGAUAUUCACCUAAAAACUUGUGCCAAAAGCACCUGGAUUGGUAAUUAUAUUUCACUUGAAGGGUAAAUUUGACAAUAUCCUGAUAAUCAAAAGUGCAAUUUUUUUCUUCAAAAUAUUUUCUCCAGCAUCACAGAUCCUGCAGAUAUAUAUUUAUAUUUAUACAUAUAUAUUUAUGAAAUAAUUCUUACUCACAAAAUAUAUUUCUGAUAAACAUUAAGAUAUUAAAUCUGAUGCACAAACUUUUUUUAAUUUGGCCAUUAAUCUUUUUUAUUUAAAAAUUUAAAUUUUUUUUUAAAUUGUAUAUAAUUUUUAAAAUCUCACACAUGCUUCAAUACUUCCUUGUUAAGAAUUCUUAAUAACUACUAAAACUGAUUUUAAUAGUUGCUGAUAUAUAUUUGGUUUGUUUGGGUAUACUUUUCAAAACCUUUUUGAAUGUCCGAGCAUCUGAUUUAAAGUUUCUGUUUAUCUUUCUGACCAAAGGAGCAAGAGGUAUAAUGGAUAUGGCAUUCAUUAAAAUCAUUACUAUGUACAAAAACAGUAAUAUUUACAGCAUCAGUAAAUAUUUUUAAGUGGUACUUCUAAAUCAUUAAAGUUGCGGAAAGAGACCUUUAAAAUCUUGUGGUCUUGAACAAUGUUAUAUGAAGUAGAAAAAAAUAAAAUACUUCCCAGUUGUGUGUUUUGUUUUAUAGCACCAUGUCCUGUAUUACUUGAUAUUUUAACAAGUAUCAGGUACUAACAAAUGUACAGUUUUUGCUAAGGGAACUGUUAAGAAAUUUUUAUCAGUGAAAUAUUUGUUGCAAAUAAUUUCAUAGGUUUUUAGAUACACCUGUAGUUAACAUUGCUUUGUAAAGUAGGUAAAUCAUUUUAUUUAUGUCCAUAAAAUAGCAAAUGUCUGUUAACUAUUAGCAAAUUAUUGUAUUAUCCUUUCUGGUCUCACCUGGAAGAGUUUCCUGCUGUCCUCAGUAUGACAACAUGGCGACCUCUUGGUAUGUAUUUCUUUAGCAAACUUACCCAUCAGGAAAUAUCCAGCACUUCUGAAGCAAAGCUACAAAUGAGCGUGUUAUCAAGCCCACCCGUCUUCCUUUCCCCUAAUCCCAAAAGGAAAGAAAGAAAAACUUAUUUUAAGCUGCAGAAAAAGUGUGGAGCACCUUUGAGCUAGAAUAAUGUAGAAAAUUACAUGUACUGAUUUUUUUAAAAACAGGUGAGAAGCACCAGAGGGAUAGGACUUCUAGAAGUUAGAAUAAUGUGAAGUAAUCAGGAAAUGUCUAUGCCUACAGAAGCAGCAACUGUAAGAUAAACAUUUUUUACACUUAAGAAAUUGCUGAGGUUAAUACUUUGUUAUAAUAGAUUAUAAUAUUUGACAUUCAUAGUGUUGACCCUGGAAUCUUUCACAAAAAGCUUGGUGGUCAGGACCAGGAGGUAGAAUUUUACAAGGCAAUAAAUGAAGGUAUUUUAAGAUCACCUCUAUUAAAAAAUGGUUUAAUUUUUUAAAACUA